Messenger RNA from Leptopilina boulardi, 2919 nucleotides. RefSeq lists its product as uncharacterized. The coding region runs from base 139 to 2730 and encodes 863 amino acids. Lineage: Eukaryota; Metazoa; Arthropoda; Insecta; Hymenoptera; Figitidae. The record is from RefSeq and is a predicted model, not a curated record. The transcript is spliced from 4 exons.
GUUAGAUUUCCGACUGUUCCCGAAAUUUGCCGAACUACAAAGUAACGUUAUUUUUCUUCUGUCAAGCCGUCUACUUAUUUACUUUUGAAAAGUUUUAUUUUGAUCAAUUAUUAUAAUUUAUUCGUAUUAAGAAGCACAAUGUCUGAUAUUGAGACUUCAUUCAACAAUGAUAAUUUACCAGAAAAAACGUCUGUUGAAAAUAAAAUACCACGAUCACCAGCUGUUGCUGCAUAUGAAUCAUAUGCGGCUUGGAGAAAGAAAAAAUUCCCACAAAAAGCUUUAGAUUAUAAUACAGAAGGUUCCACAAAAAAUGCCGACGAAAAUUUAACAUCUCAAAAUCAAUCAAAAUUUGAUUCUAAAAAAUCAUCAUAUUUUCCAACUGAAGAUCAAUAUAUUUCUGAAAAUCAUUCAAAUCACAAUCAUCCUGAUUCAAUGUUACCGAGGUCAUCCUAUUUUUCCGCAGAUUCGGAAAAUUUGCCUUCUAUUAAGAAAAACUAUGAAAGAAGAUCAUUUCCAUCUUAUGAAAAUCAUGAGAAACCAUCUUCUCAAUCUUACGAAAAACAUCAAAAAUAUAAUCCAAAAAUGUUUCAAGGAAAUGAACAACAGAAAUCCCAAAUUAAUUCUAAUAUAAUUCGAAGUACUUUUCCAGAAAAUAAAAUUUCAAAAGAAGCUGAACAUUGUUUGAAAAUAUAUUCUUCACGUUCUGAUAAUUUGUCAUCGCCAUCGAAUUUCCAUCCGGGACACAAAAGUCCUUAUAAAUCAGCUUCACAAUUCUCCGGUAAUUCAAAAAUGGGUCAAAAUUUCAAUCAAUUAAAAAAGUCGUCAGUCGAAUCCAAUCAACGAUUAAAUAGUUCAAACUCUAUGGCUUUACAGUCAGUUCAACAUCAAUCAGAUCACAGACAUUCAUUUCCCACUUGUUGUCAAGUCGAUCAUAAAACUCGUGAUUCAGAAAGUGGAGAAAUGGUAAAGGGUCUUUUAAAAUUAAUUGACAAUCAAAAUGAACAAAUAAAAAAUCUACAAUCACAGCUCGAUCGUUUAUUAUCAAUUCACGAGGAAACUUUAAAGGAACGAACAAAAUGUAUGUGUCACAUGGAAAUUCCUCGAAAAAAUUCUCAACUUUGUAUGCAAGCUUAUAAUGCAGCUCUACAUUCAAAAACUGCUGCCAUAACAGCAGACAAUUAUUCAAAUCAGGAACUUUCAAAAAUUUCCGAAUUUAAUCAAAUAACAAAUGAAUCAAAGAAAGCAUUAAUGGAGAGAAAAGUUUCCAUCGGUGUAAUGACAAGUUUUGAAUUGACCGUUCAAAAUAGUCCCUUUAAUCAUGAUUCAGAGAAUCAAAUUGAGGAACAUCAUCAGGAAGAGGAAAUUUAUCAAGAAAAUUUACCAAUAAAUCAAGAUCUUUCCAAGAGAAAACAAAAUCUUUUUUCACGAAUUCCUAGUGCUUUGGAAAAUAUCACCGAAGACUCCGAGAGUCAUCUUUCUUCUAGUCAACAACCAAGUAGUAAUUGUUUAUCAUCAUGCAAAGGUGGAAACUCAAACACUCAGAAUGGACAAUACAAAAAUAGUCCUGGAAAAUCUGCGAAUACAAAAAAUUUUAUAAAUAGUCAUUUUAAUCGUUCAAAUAGUCCAAGUAAUUUUAAUAAAUCAAGUCCAGUUAAUUCUCAUUCACAUCAAAAUAGUUCCAAUAUUCAAAAUCAAUCAAAUAUUACGAAUUUUCAAAAUACAAAAGAAAAGCACGAAUUUCGAAAUUUAAACGAUUAUCAAAAACAAAGUCCAUUGAGUAGAACUCAAGAAAUAUUGAAAAAUACAACACCUAAACAAACCGAUGAAUUGAGAUAUCGUACUUCUCAUGAAAAUGAUGAGAAGCAAAUUCAAAGAUUUGAUACAAGGGAAAAUAAUGAAAAUAAAGAAAAUUUUCAAGAAGAAAGUUUGAUUUUAGCUGAAGAACAAGUUGAAGUUAGAGAUCGUAUUCCUCCAAGUCCUGCGCCAAGUAUUCACAUUGAUAUGAAUGAUAUUUCAAGCGAAGAAGGCAGUAUUAUCACGAAACGAACUCCAAAAGUUGGAUGGACUUUUUAUAAUAAUGUUUUAGGACAAGUUAAUCAUAUCCUGCAGAAUUCACCUCUACAGGACGAUGUUCGCAAUAAAAAAAAUCCAGAAUUGGAUAAAAAUAUUUUAAUCGAUACAGUGAAAGCUGCGACAAUGGAUCAGUUAACAAAACUUGGAAUUAGUUUUGUUGACAAUGAAAGAGAAGCUAACGCUAACAAAAAAGUGACAUUCGACACUUCGUAUUAUUCUCGACUAAAUCCGGAAUUAAAUAUGAUGCAAGGUUCAAGUAUUAUGACAGAAACAAGUACUAGUAUGCACAUGAAAGCCUUAGCUAUGAAAUAUUUAAAGGAAGAACAAAUUUCUGAUGGAAUGCAACAGAAACAAAAACGUGAUGCAUUAACGAAUGUUAUGGUCAGUAAUGUUCAGGGCACGACUAAUAUGUCCUUUGCUACGAUGCGUUAUUUACAAAGAUAUCAGUUACUUCCAGAAAGCAUGAACGGUUUAAUAGAAGAUAAAGGUAAAGAAAAUUUUCAAAUUCAAGAGAUUACAAAAAAUCGUGAAGCAGUGCCACAGAAACCGAGGAUAAAUUUACAAAGUCGACCGGCAAUUUCUCCGGCUACAAAAACAAGUUGCCCUAGCAAAAUUUUGGAUAUUUCAACACUGAAACAACAGCCAAAACUUUUGUGAAUUAAUAUAAUUUAGACUUUAAUUUUGUUACCUAAUAUUAAUUAGUUUUUGUAUAUUUAAAAUGUUACGAUAUAAAUUAGUAAUUUUAAUUAUAUUUUAAAAUAUUUUAUGAGUAUUUAUAAUAUUUAUAAUAAUAAUCAUUAUUAUUAUUAUAAAAAAUAAAAUAUUUUUUCACUUUAAAAAAUUCUA